GGUAAGAGCGUAAAAACACUCCUUCGCCACUCAUCUGCCGAAUACAAGAGAUCGCAUUUGACCGCAUAUAUACACACAUGUUAUUGUAGAUAAGCUGCAAAGCUAGAUGAUUAUGUGAAAACUAGUGAAAAAAAAUAUAAACAAAUACAAAUAAAAACACAGAGCGUCAAAGAACAAAGGCAGUCGCUCAAUAGCCAAGAGCCAGUCGACUAGCUUGCUAUAAUAAACUAUUUAUUUGGAAGACUCACACGGUCAAUUAUUAUACAAGGAAAGAACUACGCAAAAUAUUUUAUAAACAUAAAAUUAGUGAAUUAAAAUGAGUGGCAAAAAGCGCGUAUGUAUCAUCGGAGCCGGUAUGGCUGGUUUGACAGCCCUAAAGAACUCGCUGGAACAUGAUUUGGACGCCGUGGCAUACGAGAGACACACAGCGGUUGGCGGCACUUGGAUCUAUAUGGAACGGAAGGUGGGUGAGAGCGAGGAGGAUGUGCACAGUAGCAUGUAUCAGGAUUUGUAUACCAAUCUGCCAAAAGAGGUGAUGGGCUUUCCAGAUUAUGAUUUUGACACGAACAUACCAGAUUCAUUUAUCAGCUCCGAGUUGGUGUUGGAUUAUUUAAGAGAUUAUGCCAAACACUUUAAUUUAAUGUCAUUUAUCAAGUUGGAACAUGAGAUAGUGAGGGUGCGCCCACGUUACGAGGGUUGGGAGAUAAUCAUACGUGAUCUCCGUUGCGAUAAGUAUUCCGUUGAGUAUUUUGAUUUUGUUCUGGUUUGUAAUGGACACUACACUACACCCAUGUAUCCGGAGACUGAGGGUCUUGAAAACUAUCAGGGCGAGCGCUUGCACAGUCAUCUCUAUCGGAAACCCGAUAUCUUUGCAGGUCACAAUGUACUGGUAGUCGGUGGCGGUCCGAGUGGUACGGAUAUUGUAAAUCAUAUACACCGUCAUGCUGAACAAAUCUACUUCAGUCAUCACCUGGAGACCGCACCACGCACAGAUUUCAUGACGAAUGUCAUACAGAAACCAGAUAUAAAGCAUUUCACGCCAGAUGGCGCUAUAUUUAAAGACGGUAGCAGCGCAACUUUUUCCUACGUCAUUUUCUGUACUGGCUACAAAUAUACCUUCCCCUUCCUGAGUGUCGAUUGUGGCAUAAAUAUUGAUGUCAAUUGGGUGCACCCGCUCUAUAAACACUGUUUGAAUAUUAAUAGACCCACGCUGGCGAUCAUUGGUUUGCCACACCAGAUUUGUCCUGCACAACUUUUUGAUUUGCAAGUUCGCUUUGCGUUGGCUUUCUUCACGGGACGUAAGGAAUUGCCGAGCCGAGGUGAAAUGUUAGCCGAAAUGGAAGCAGAUAUGGCGGCGCGUUGGGCGAAUGGCGUAACAAAACGGGUGGCGCACAAAAUGGGUACUAAGCAGUACGACUACUACGAGGACUUGGCAACCACAGCCGGGGUCACUAAACUGAAACCUGUCAUUACUAAAUUGAUGAAAAAUUGCUCCAGAAGAUAUCUUUUCGAAUUGGAUACGUAUCGCCAAAAACGCUACAGAGUUGUUGAUGACGAGAACUUUAUUGGAGUUGAUUAACUUUUUUAUGAAAAAACCUUUUGUAUACUAGAUAAUCAUAAAAAUAUAAAAAAUAUUUGCCCGGGCCAAAAUGCCACCUCCUUACAGCCGA
Molecule: messenger RNA, 1670 nt
Organism: Ceratitis capitata (Mediterranean fruit fly)
Lineage: Eukaryota; Metazoa; Arthropoda; Insecta; Diptera; Tephritidae
Product: senecionine N-oxygenase
Exons: 5
Coding region: 317-1579 (420 amino acids)
Molecular function (GO): NADP binding; flavin adenine dinucleotide binding; N,N-dimethylaniline monooxygenase activity
Source: RefSeq, a predicted model, not a curated record